This is a messenger RNA of Malassezia pachydermatis, 1140 nucleotides long. Its product is annotated as helix-loop-helix dna-binding domain-containing protein. NCBI's taxonomy places the organism in Eukaryota, Fungi, Basidiomycota, Malasseziomycetes, Malasseziales, Malasseziaceae. The record is from RefSeq and is a predicted model, not a curated record. Gene Ontology annotation, biological process: regulation of transcription by RNA polymerase II. Bases 1 to 1140 code for a protein of 379 amino acids. Gene Ontology annotation, molecular function: protein dimerization activity; RNA polymerase II cis-regulatory region sequence-specific DNA binding; DNA-binding transcription factor activity, RNA polymerase II-specific. The transcript is spliced from 2 exons.
AUGCCCCGACGUCCAUCGAUGGAUAACUCAUCACUCACGACAGGCGCGCUCCCUUCAGCGCCUGGUCCCUUUGAAGAUUUUGCCGUACCGAGCCAGCUCCCGCCGAACUUGGAGCUCGAUGAAUCCUUCUUAUCACGACUUACGUGUGAGUUGCAGUCCGAGACGCCUGCCGCUGCGUCCAUGUCGGAUCGUCCGACAUCGUCUACUACUUCCACGCCGGCCGAUAUGGCACCCACAGUGCCUAUGACUACGUCGCUCACCGUCCCUGCGCACGUCGCUUCUUCCCUCCCUUCCACGCUCACAGCGCCAGCUGAUGCUCAAGCAGCGUCAAGCACGUUGCUAAACGAAAAUGAAAGUGCUAUGUUGACCAACUUCUUGCAUUCGUUGGAUGCGGACUUUGCUGAGUUGCCGUCGGUACCAUCGCUCGGCUUGCCUACCUCUGAUCUACCCCUACCACCUUUGGCAUCGUUAGGGUCGUCCACAUUCUUGUCGCUAGCACCCUCUUGGGCCAAUGCCGCCUCUCCUUCCUCGCGACCAGGGCCAAGCGGCGCGUCCGGCAUGGCCUCUCCUACGCCCCCUGUCAAGUCGAAUGACACUGGCGACGAGGACUCGACCUCGGAUGCGACACAAGGAACAGGCACAGGGACCGGCCGACGCAAGCGUCACAUUAUUUCCGAGCAGCGCCGUCGUAAUCAAAUUCGCGAAGGAUUUACCAAGCUCUCUGAGCUCCUCGAUGCAGGGCGGGGCUAUGGCGCUCGCGCGCUAGGCCUCAAUUCUGGCGCUGGCACGGGCGUGGAGGAUGAAGAGUUGGACGAUCGAACGGACACAGAGGAAGAUUUGCUGCUGGGCUGUGACGAAGAAGAAAUUCAGCGGCGCAAACGCAAUGCUCAGCGUCGUGCACGUAGCCGCGCUAUGGCUGGAAAGAGUCAGCGUGGGCGUGGGCGUGGGCGUGGACGUGGCGGCAGUGCCGGCGGUGCUGGCAGCAAAUCUGCCGUCCUCUUCCAGGUGAUCGACCUACUUGACUGGUUGCAAGGCAGGAAUGCUACGUUGGAACGCGAGCUUCACGAGCUCGACUCACAAAUACAUGCAGCGCAUGCACAAGCAACGCAUAUGUACCGGCGAACGCGUCACUAUUCCUAA